Scleropages formosus (Asian bonytongue) is the source of this 1329-nucleotide messenger RNA. RefSeq names its product pyridoxamine 5'-phosphate oxidase (gene pnpo). The coding region runs from base 19 to 831 and encodes 270 amino acids. The record is from RefSeq and is a predicted model, not a curated record. The transcript is spliced from 7 exons. Lineage: Eukaryota; Metazoa; Chordata; Actinopteri; Osteoglossiformes; Osteoglossidae. Gene Ontology annotation, molecular function: FMN binding; pyridoxamine phosphate oxidase activity. Gene Ontology annotation, biological process: pyridoxal 5'-phosphate biosynthetic process; pyridoxine biosynthetic process.
GCUGAGAAUGGCAGGAGCAUGACGUUUACGCGCCUUCUGACCGCGGCCGCGAGGACCGUAGCCGCUCUCGGGACGUCACUGCGGCAAGUGCGUGCGUGUUCGAGCGUCUCGAGCGUCUCGAGCGAGCGCGCGAGGGGCACAAACAUGGACCUGAGCAACAUGAGGAAGACGUACAGGGCAGAGAGCGAGUGUUUUGUAGAAAACCAGCUGGUGUCCCUGGACCCCAUAAAGCAGUUUGCUGACUGGUUUGACCAGGCUACCAAAUGUCCCGAUAUUGGAGAAGCUAACGCCAUGUGUCUUGCUACGUGCACAAAAGAUGGGGUACCGUCCGCUCGCAUGGUGCUGCUGAAAGGCUUCAGCCGCGAGGGUUUCUGCUUCUUCACCAACUAUGAGAGCCGCAAGGGAGCAGAGCUGGAGAGUAAUCCACUGGCUUGCCUUGUGUUCUACUGGGAGCCCUUAAACAAACAGGUCCGCAUCGAGGGCACAGUGGAGCGCAUCCCCUACCAGAGCUCCCGUGAGUACUUCCAUUCGCGGCCCAAGAGCAGCCAGAUCGGUGCCGUCGUGAGCCGACAGAGCACCGUCAUCCCCGACAGAGAGUACCUUAGGCAGAAGAAUGCCGAGCUGGAGGAGAAGUACAAAGACACGGAGGUCCCCAUGCCAAAAUACUGGGGUGGCUACAUGGUAAAGCCCCACGCCAUCGAGUUCUGGCAGGGACAGACUACCAGGCUGCACGACCGCAUUGUCUUCCUGCGAUCCAAGGAGGGCGCCACGCUGGGUGACAUGCAGCACCAGGCCGAGGGUGGCUGGGUGUAUCAGCGACUGUCGCCCUGAGCACAACGUGGACAGUCCGCCAGGCCGAGGACGGAACACAGAAUCUCACUCCGUCAAGGCCCACUCAUGUGUUUACGUUAUGACACGUGUGUAACACGCUUCUUGUAUGUUGAGUAGAAACAUCUACUGUAGGGAAAAAAAAAAAAAAAGAUGCCCUGGUUUCAGGAGUUCUUUGGGUUCUUUUUCAAAAGCAGUUAUCCAGGUUUUCUUGGACUUAUAAAAGGAUUUUAGGAACAGCUACUUAUUGGUUUACUGUGUUCUGACUUAAUAAGGAGCAGCCCCACAAGCAAGGGAAAAUAUCAAACUUAAUUUGCACACUGGAUUGACUCAUGUUGGUUUACAUCCCUUUUCAGAUUACAUGCAGAAUAUAGCUGAACUGAUACAUUAAUAAGAACAGCCAUCUGCUGCUGAAUAACAUCAUAGUGUAAAAAUAUAGAGCUGCCAGCAUUAUAAAAGCAUAUGGCCUAAAAAUAAAAACAAAAGCUGGAUCAAUGGCAA